Aricia agestis (brown argus) is the source of this 1127-nucleotide messenger RNA. RefSeq names its product homeobox protein GBX-2-like. The transcript is spliced from 3 exons. Gene Ontology annotation, molecular function: DNA-binding transcription factor activity, RNA polymerase II-specific; RNA polymerase II transcription regulatory region sequence-specific DNA binding. Gene Ontology annotation, biological process: regulation of transcription by RNA polymerase II; regulation of nervous system development. The record is from RefSeq and is a predicted model, not a curated record. Bases 143 to 1087 code for a protein of 314 amino acids. Gene Ontology annotation, cellular component: nucleus. NCBI's taxonomy places the organism in Eukaryota, Metazoa, Arthropoda, Insecta, Lepidoptera, Lycaenidae.
CCGCGGCGUACACACGUGCAGCAUGUUCCAAAAUUGAAUUUAACUUUUUAAAUUGCGCGACGUCCUCUUUCAUGAUUUUUUUUACUCACUUAUUUGCCAGUGAAUAUAAAUUGUGCCCGUGUUUCGUGACAAAUAAAGUGAAAUGGAGCCGGAAACGAAUACGGAGACAAAGCGGAGGAUACCUAAACCGUUUUCGAUAGAAUCAUUGAUCGGCAGUGGGCGCCAAUCGCCAGAGAUCGACAUCGAAAAUAAUAUUUCCGAGCAUUCGAGAACGUCGGAGGAGGAGGAGGAUCGGCCCAACGUCGAAAGAAUGCGGUACUAUGCGCCGUUCUUGCAGCAGAAUGUGAAUUUUCCGUUUCUACUCGCAUACCAGGAGCCGUGGCUCAGUAGAGUGUUCGGGUCUGGUCUCCCGCCCCAAAUCGCGGGCAGAGAGGAGGAGAAGAGAGAGAGCCCGGUCAGCGUGGGCAGCGAGGUGGACAGCGACGGAGCUGAGAAUGACAUACAAGGUAACGAAUCCGACGGUGACCAGGAGGACUCGGAGACACCGCGGGAGAGCAAGGCGCGGCGACGGCGGACCGCCUUCACGUCGGAGCAGCUGCUGGAGCUGGAGAGGGAGUUCCACGCCAAGAAGUACCUCAGCCUGACGGAGAGGUCCCAGAUCGCCUCCGCGCUCAAGCUGAGUGAAGUGCAAGUGAAAAUUUGGUUCCAAAAUCGUCGCGCCAAAUGGAAACGAGUGAAAGCCGGUCUGGCGUCCGGCAGUCACGCCGGCAAGAACGGCUCCGGCACCAAAAUAGUCGUCCCCAUACCCGUCCACGUCAACCGCUUCGCAGUGAGAACCCAGCACCAUCAGAUGGAGAAGCAGAACCUGCAGUACCGGCUGGACCGGACCCAGCCCAUACCCGGGAGCCUGCUGCCGUCGCAAACCAGCGCGUUCCUCAGCGCGACUAAACUCAACCCGGAAACCCGACACGACUCGAUAGUUCUGAACUCCCUGAGUCGCAACACUAACUAUGACGCCUCGAGACUAGCCAUUCAGAACCAGGCGGCUAAUUUGAGGCAUUUCACGCAAAAUGGCCGCCAUAGCUAGAUAAUAGAUAUAAGAUGUGUAUAAUAUGUAGGUAAAUUAU